Molecule: messenger RNA, 639 nt
Organism: Aspergillus ibericus CBS 121593
Lineage: Eukaryota; Fungi; Ascomycota; Eurotiomycetes; Eurotiales; Aspergillaceae
Product: GFA family protein
Exons: 3
Coding region: 134-544 (136 amino acids)
Molecular function (GO): carbon-sulfur lyase activity
Source: RefSeq, a predicted model, not a curated record
GCUGUGAAGGAGACAUGUGAGCCAUAAAUACCCGUCUGCUCCUUCUCAAAGGUCCUCAUUCUUGAGCACCUUGGUCGCCUUCAAAUUCCUCUCUCCCAAUCAGCACCUCCCACAUCAUCCAAUCAUCGCCAGAAUGCCUUUGACCGGCCACUGUCUGUGCAAGGCUGUCACUUACUCCGCCGACGUCGACCAGCCGGCUCUGGUGGCGUACGAUCACUGUGACGACUGCCAGCGUCAGAGCGGGUCAACCUACUCUCUGGUUGCCGUGGUUCCCAAGGACAAGUUGACCAUCAACGGACCUGUCAAGACCUGGUCCGGCAAGGGAUCCUCGGGCAAUGCGGUGCACCGUCUCUUCUGUUCGGAAUGUGGGUCGCCUAUCGCCCACGACCCGGAUGCUGCCCCGGAAAUCAUUGCUCUGAAGGCGGGUACUUUGGACACGGAGAUUAAGAAAACCCUGAAGCCUGACACCGAGAUCUGGACCGUCAGCAAGCUUCCUUUCUGCCAGGAGCACCUGGCCAAGCCUUUUGAGCAUAUGCCUCAGUAAGCAAUGCUAUGGAGUGUAUUAUGGGUAUGCUAUGAUAUGACGAUAAUAUGAGAUGUAGUUAAUGCGAACAAAUUGAAUAAUUUGAUCUGCUGUUA